AAAAAACACAAAAGCAAGAGAGUGAGUCAAGGCAUCAAAUCUAGGUUUUUUAAAUGGGCCAAAUCGAGCAUCGAUCCUCCAUACUCACCUGACUCAAAUUCUCCAAUUUCCCCCACCAAUUCAACCCAAUUUCCGGUCAAACACUUUCUCAAUUUCAUCAAUCUCCAAUUUCCCCCAAUUUUCAACGAACAUGGACGCAAGUCAACCCUACAAUCCCCGUACCGUUGAAGAGGUUUUUAGGGAUUUCAAGAGCCGUAGAGCUGGCAUCAUCAGAGCCCUAACUACUGAUGUUGAAGAGUUUUAUCAGCAGUGUGACCCUGAAAAGGAAAACCUAUGUCUGUAUGGAUAUCCUAACGAGCAGUGGGAGGUCAAUUUGCCCGCUGAAGAGGUACCUCCAGAGCUUCCGGAACCCGCACUGGGAAUCAACUUUGCUAGAGACGGCAUGCCGGAAAAGGACUGGCUAGCUUUAGUUGCGGUUCACGGUGAUGCAUGGCUUCUUGCUGUAGCCUUCUAUUUCGGGGCUAGAUUUGGAUUUGACAAAGCUGAUAGGAAACGCCUGUUUAACAUGAUAAAUGAUCUUCCAACAAUUUUCGAAGUUGUGUCAGGCGGGGCUAAGAAGCAAGCGAAGGAGAAGUCAUCCGUGUCAAACCACAGCAGCAGCAAGUCAAAGUCAAACUCUAAGGCAAAGGGCUCUGAACAACAGUCCAAAUUUCCAAAAGCUUCAACACCAAAAGACGACGAUGAAGAUGGUUUAGACGAAGAAGAAGACGAGGAACACGGGGACACACUAUGUGGUUCAUGUGGCGAGAAUUACGCAUCUGAUGAGUUCUGGAUCUGCUGCGACAUAUGUGAGGUUUGGUUCCAUGGUUCAUGCGUCAAGAUUACUCCAGCAAGAGCCGAGCAUAUCAAGCAGUACAAAUGCCCAGCCUGUACCAACAAGCGAGCGCGCCCUUGAUUGUAUUGUAACACCGGUAAGCCAAGGAAGAAUGUUUUUAUGUCGUUUCAUUUAACCAAUCGUAGCUGUCGUGGGAUAAAAAAAAUCGUAUUUGUAGGGUUUAAAUGUGCAUUCCGUUUAAAUUAGUGACAGGUACUUGUUUUUAGUUUUGAAGUAGAACUUUUUCUUUGUUAUAAUGGAAGUUUGGAUUCUAUGUGUUUGUUAAAUAACUUAAAUUUGGUUUCGUUUGUC
Helianthus annuus (common sunflower) is the source of this 1186-nucleotide messenger RNA. Its product is annotated as PHD finger protein ALFIN-LIKE 4. The record is from RefSeq and is a predicted model, not a curated record. Gene Ontology annotation, molecular function: histone binding; transcription cis-regulatory region binding; transcription coregulator activity. NCBI's taxonomy places the organism in Eukaryota, Viridiplantae, Streptophyta, Magnoliopsida, Asterales, Asteraceae. Gene Ontology annotation, cellular component: nucleus. The coding region runs from base 191 to 955 and encodes 254 amino acids. Gene Ontology annotation, biological process: regulation of DNA-templated transcription. The transcript is spliced from 5 exons.